Molecule: messenger RNA, 586 nt
Organism: Capsicum annuum
Lineage: Eukaryota; Viridiplantae; Streptophyta; Magnoliopsida; Solanales; Solanaceae
Product: early nodulin-93
Exons: 4
Coding region: 86-367 (93 amino acids)
Source: RefSeq, a predicted model, not a curated record
UUCAAAACUCCUAUAAAUAUCCAUUCUUACUUCACUCACAAUACUCAAAAUCAUCAUUUACAAUUUACAAUAUAUAUUCACUAAAAUGGCCAAGAAUGUGAGUUUAGAUUCAAUGGACCAAAAAGCCAUUGCUAAACGUUAUGCUCAUGAAGGAGCAAAAGCAGGAGCAAAAGCAGCAGUUGUUGCAACAGUUGCUACUGCCAUUCCUACUUAUGCUUGUGGGAAGAUGUCACCAUGGGCAAGAGCAAAUCUCAAUCCAACUGCUAAAGCACUCAUUGUCUCCACAGCUGCUGGGAUGGCAUACUUUAUUGUAGCAGACAAGACUAUUCUGAAAAGGGCAAGGCAGAACUCCUUCAAACAAGGCUAAUAUAAUCAAGGCUCUUUUAGCUCUAAGUUUUAUUAUGAUAAGCUAAAUUAAUUACUGUUUUAAGUACAAUCAGUAGGAUAAGUAGGUGGAGUACUCACAUGAUGAGGUAAAUAAUUGGUAGAAUUUAAACCUCUGAGAAUGUGAUUUUGUUUAUGUAACAGCACCAUCUACAUCUACUGAUGUAAAUAUAAUAAAAGUUUGCUUUUUGUCUAGCAUUAA